This is a messenger RNA of Prorocentrum cordatum, 2316 nucleotides long. Lineage: Eukaryota; Dinophyceae; Prorocentrales; Prorocentraceae. The record is from the annotation of a GenBank genome assembly.
AUGGGCCUGCGUGGCGACACGACUGCGGAUUCCAGGGCAACUACUCGAGCAACGAUCAAUGUUAUAGUUGCGGUCGUGACCGUCGUGGCGCUCCUGAUCCCAAUUUCGUUCCACGACAACGGCCAUCAUCUAAGCGUGCUGUUUCCAGGCCUCGAGCUGACGGAAGCGGCGCCAGAACCAAGCAGGGCAGCGACGGCAACGAUGGACUUCCGAGCACGGAAGGCUCUUGGGGCACUGCGCAAGCUGGGCCUUGGUGAUACUGCCCCCGUUGUUUUACAAGUCAAACGUGAUUUACAAGCUGCCGAGGAGCGAGAGCAGCAGCACCGUACUCCUGACGAUAUGUUGCAGCGAUCCCUCGACAGACACACGGCUAAAUCUAAAGAGGUGGAUGGUCUUAAACAGUCAGUGUCAGAUCUUGAGGCCAAGCUACCGGAGACCAAGGCCGCUUACGACCAGGCCUCCACAGAGUUGCAGCAUAUUCAGACGGAGGUCAACAUGGCCAGAACCGCGGUCUUGGCAUCUACAGCACCGUCCGUAUCCUCGGCUCCCAACCUGGCAGGUGCUGUUCAGCGGCUACAGGUGGUUGUGGACGGUGCGCCUCAGGCCAUUCUGGCAGGGAGCCCUCAGGUGUUGCUGCAGACUCUCACCGAUCAGCUGGCCCAGCUGCAGACACUACUCACGGACCAGGAGGAAUCGCACCCGCAACACCAGUUGUUGCACCUGCGGCGCCAGUCCAGCCAGAUCAGCCUGCCCAGCCAAUACAUGUUCCAGGACGCGCCGCACCAGGCGCACCCGCCCCAGGCACCCCCGCUGACCAUCCAUGGACGGCCCUCCUCCAUCAGCAGGAGGCCGCUGAUGAUGAGGAAAUGGAAGGCAGCUAGCAGCUUCUUUUUCAUCUUCAUUUCUUGGAGGAAGGUGCUGCUGGGGCUCUCGCUGCGGCGUUGCAGGAAGUUCGCGCUCCACGGGGUGGUACCUCUGCCUCAGCACGCGACGGUGUGGCAGCCGUUGCUGGAGCUGAUCGGCGGUCAGGGUCGGCUUCGACGGCUCGCGGCCACGCUCGACACUGGUUUGUUGGGCGAGGUCGUCUACUACGUCACCUGUUCUUUCGCGCAGCCGACGCAGUAUCACGCUGUCUUCCUGCGCGCUCUUGCUGGCCUUCUCGCGCAACGCGCUGCAGCUGAGGAGCGUCGCCUCGGCCAGGUGAAAGCUAAGAUGGCUGAAAUAUACAAGCACGCGCGUUACGCCCUGAAGGGCGUGGUGGACCUCCUCGGCUCGGUCGACCUCGCCCCUGCCAAGCGCAAAAUGAUUGUGACUUGUGGUCUGCUGCUGCCGCUCGAGCUGCUGCUCCGACUGAUCGAGCGCGCCCGCCGCCCCUGCGAGCUGGAAGCGCAGAACGCGGCGAAGGAGUGGGAGCGCAAGAGGAACCAGGCCAGGAUCCGCGCGGAGAUUUUCGAAAAGGCCAAGGUCACCAUCGCGGAGGACUUGUCCGAUGUGGUGCGCGACAUGUCCGACUCGCUGAAGGGCGGCAAGCUUGGGCCGGCCUCAAAGAACGCGAAUGUGGAGUUCGAGGUCUCCGCCGCGGACUACGCGCUCCGGAGCUCCGAGCUCAGGGAGACGUUCGUGCAGGAGUCCCCGAACAUGGACAGGGACCCCGCCAGGCUACUGGGCAAGUUCCUCAACGACACGAUCGCCCUUAACAUGGAGCACGACGAGCGCUCCCUGGAGCUGUUCACGGACCUGCUGAGCAAGAUGCCCACCAAUGCCGCCAAAGUCAGCCAGCCGCUUGUGGCCCUGCUGUGGCCCCCGCCGCUUCACCACCCGCCCCUGAACAGCAGCGCCUUCCGCCUGGCGGAGGGCAGCGGCGUGUGCGGGCAGGUGGCGAAUUUCCACGAGGCGGUCGCUGGCUUCCGCGCCAACCUCACCAAGGUGGCAACGAUGCUGAACACCACGGCGGUCCUCCUGCCGAGGCUGCCAAACGCCGUCCCGGGCGCCUCCGAGGAGGUCACGAGUUUCCUCGACAACAUGCUGCGCCUCAGCUACAUUGAGACCAUCGCCCGCGACAGGGAGGCGUCGAAGCUGAGCCGGGCGAUCAGCCCGGCCGUCAUGGAGCGCCUGUUCUGCUCCGCCGCCGCCCCGCUGCGCCUCGCGGGGCUGGCCGCGGCGUCGGUCGCUGCGGCCUGGCUGUCUUCUGUGUGAGGAGGCCCGCUGGAGGCCGCUCCCGCGGCGAGCGGGCGCGGCACUGGCCGCUCGGCGCGGGCGCCGUGGCCGGCGCGCGCGGGAGCGGCGCGCGCGGAGCGCUCGCCGUUCGAGGCACAG